Messenger RNA from Drosophila rhopaloa, 672 nucleotides. RefSeq lists its product as uncharacterized. Bases 49 to 648 code for a protein of 199 amino acids. The record is from RefSeq and is a predicted model, not a curated record. The transcript has a single exon. Lineage: Eukaryota; Metazoa; Arthropoda; Insecta; Diptera; Drosophilidae.
AAUCCUAUUUGCAAAGUCGAUAUCAAUAGCCCAGACUGCCAGGAAUGGAUGGUCCAAGUCUAUACGAAAUGCCGGGACCUCCUCAACAAUACGGAUAUGUUGCCCAUGUGGUGGCUGGACGAUUCUCCUGCUGUCUUUAAGGCGGACGUCGAGGGCAUGACCGCCGUGGAUUGCCAUCGGCUGAAGCGGGAACUGGCCAAGGAAGUGAACGAAGAAGCCGAAGUGGAGGCGAAUGAGUUCGAUCUGGGCAGAAUUAUGGGUCUCGUUCUGGCCUUGGCUGCAAUCUUUGUUCUUUUCAUUCUCCUAUGCGGGCUAAAGCGGCGAAAGAGAAAUUCUGAUGAGGUCGAGGCUUUUAAACCUGAGCCAGAGGAAGCGCCACCAAUCUUUCGUUUCCUUAAAAAGAAUAAAAAAAGGGUCUGCAAAAGCUGGAUGCGAAAGAACUGUCGACCCCUUUUCCUCCACAACGAGACACAAAUAAAAGAGUUCAGUAUCAAGGCUGAAAGGGAGGUGGCUGUCCAUACCGAACGCACCCAGCAGAAGAUUGCCCUGUGGACAAAGGCCCGGGACCGGGAAGCCCAGAAGAAAAUGGAUAAGCUCCAACGAACCACAGAAAAGGCCUCGAGAAAGAAAAAACCGCAGCAUCAUUGAUCGACUAUGGGCACAACAGUUUUA